UUGCAUUCACAUUGGCACAGCCUCCUCUCCUCCAAAAUUCUUGUAAAGCUCUCACCUUUAUAUAUUCCGGAGAACCAGAAGGGUGAUAAAAAUUUGCUGAAAACAUCAUGAGUUCCCAUAGCUUCUCCAAGAGAGCUUACAGCUUCUUCAAAACUUACCCUUCUGCUGCCAAGCUUCUUCUCCUCAGUACCUGCAGCGGUGGUGGUUUACUAGUGUACUCAGACUCGAAUCCACCGAAGCGUACAUUAACCGCAGAUGGCCAAGAAACCAAGAAGAAGAAAGUGGUCGUUCUCGGGAGCGGCUGGGGCGGCUACAGCUUCUUGAGCUACCUCAACAACCCCAACUACGACGUCCAAGUCGUCUCUCCUCGCAACUUCUUCCUCUUCACUCCCCUCUUGCCGAGCGUCACCAACGGCACCGUCGAGGCCCGAAGCAUCGUCGAGCCCAUCCGCGGCCUUAUGCGCAAGAAAGGGUUCGAGUACACCGAGGCAGAGUGCGUCAAGAUCGAUGCUUCAAACAAGAAGAUCCUCUGCAUGUCCAAAGAUGCCUCUAAGGACGCAAAGGAGUUUAACAUGGACUACGACAUUCUUGUCGUCGCUGUCGGAGCUAAGCCUAACACGUUCAACACCCCUGGAGUUGAGGAAAAUGCCCAUUUCCUCAAGGAGGCUGAGGAUGCUCUCAAGAUUCGUCAGUCGGUUAUCAACUCUUUCGAGAGGGCGUCUCUUCCUGAUCUAACCGAAGAAGAGAGGAAAAAGAUUCUGCACUUCGUUGUGGUUGGUGGUGGGCCCACCGGUGUCGAGUUCUCAGCUGAGCUACACGACUUCUUGGUCGAGGACGUGGCUAAGAUAUACCCUAAGGUUCAAGAGUUUACGAGGAUCACUCUUCUUGAAGCAGGCGACCACAUUCUCAACAUGUUUGAUAAGAGGAUCACUGCUUUUGCUGAGGAGAAGUUCCAGAGAGACGGGAUCGAUUUGAAGACGAAGAACAUGGUUGUGGGAGUGACUGCUGAUAAGAUAUCAACAAAGGAGAUUGCAACUGGUAAAAUUGUCUCUGAGCCUUAUGGUAUGGUUGUGUGGUCAACGGGGAUUGGUAUACGUCCUGUCAUCAAGGAGUUUAUGCAUCAGAUUGGUCAGGGUCAGAGGCGUGUCUUGGCGACUGAUGAAUGGCUUAGAGUGGAGGGAUGUGACAGUGUCUAUGCUUUGGGUGACACUGCAACCAUUAACCAACGCAGAGUCAUGGAAGAUAUAGCUGCAAUUUUCAGCAAGGCAGACAAGGGAGAGACAGGGACAUUGAACAAGAAAGAGUUCAAAAGCGGUGUGAAAGACAUUUGCCAGAGGUACCCUCAGGUGGAGCUCUACUUGAAGAAGAAGAAACUGAGAAACAUUGCAAACUUGCUCAAGAGUGCUAACGGCGAUGACACUAAGGUCAACAUCGAAACGUUUAAGCAAGCACUCUCUGAGGUUGAUACUCAGAUGAAGAAUCUUCCAGCAACUGCACAGGUUGCGUCGCAACAAGGGAAGUAUCUUGCGAAGUGCUUCAACAAAAUGGAGAAGUGUGAGAAAAAGCCAGAGGGUCCAUUGAGGUUCAGAGGAGAAGGUAGGCACAGGUUCCAGCCGUUUAGGUACAGACAUUUUGGAUCGUUUGCUCCGUUGGGAGGGGAACAGACCGCCGCUGAACUGCCAGGGGAUUGGGUCUCCAUUGGUCACAGCAGCCAGUGGCUUUGGUACUCUGUUUACGCUAGCAAACUGGUGAGCUGGCGCACAAGGUCGCUCGUGGUGUCUGACUGGGUUCGGCGCUUCAUCUUUGGCCGUGACUCCAGCAGCAUCUAAGCUUCUUUAUUUUUGCUUCUCUCCAAACUUUUUUGUUUCUCCUUCAAGAUUUUGCAUGAUGUCCUAAAUGUUCUUUUACUGUUUUUUUUUCGGGAGCUCAUGAUUAUUACAAGUCACAAACUUAAGAUUGCAAGUGGGAUCCAUGUCUUAGCAUUAAGCAUCUGAGCACAAUAUUGUCG
Molecule: messenger RNA, 2008 nt
Organism: Brassica oleracea var. oleracea
Lineage: Eukaryota; Viridiplantae; Streptophyta; Magnoliopsida; Brassicales; Brassicaceae
Product: external alternative NAD(P)H-ubiquinone oxidoreductase B4, mitochondrial-like
Exons: 4
Coding region: 108-1829 (573 amino acids)
Molecular function (GO): calcium ion binding; NADH dehydrogenase activity
Source: RefSeq, a predicted model, not a curated record